AUGGAUAUCCACCGUUGCCGUUUCGUUCCCUACAACCCUCAGGCGAUCAAUGCGCUUGCUUUCUCCCACCCUCCCUCCGCGGAACUCGCAGGACGAGGUGUCCCUACGCUCCGACUCGCAAUCGGUCGCGCCAACGGCGAUAUCGAGAUCUGGAAUCCCCUGCGCGGCGCCUGGUUCCAAGAGACAGUUCUCCGAGGAGGAAAAGACAGAAGCAUUGAGGGGCUGGCAUGGACGCUUGACCCUCCUGAGCCUGGUCCGGAUGGGUCAAAGCUGCCUGGACGUCUGCGCCUCUUCAGUAUCGGAUACUCGAGUGCCGUGACGGAGUGGGAUAUCGAACAGGGUCGUCCGCUGCGCCAUUCGAGCGGAAACUAUGGCGAGAUCUGGUGUUUGGCUGCUCAGCCCAGGUGGCAGGCGACGCGGGGUAAGGAUGGCAAAAUGUUGCCUCCGGCGGAGGGAGAGUUCACGGGCCAGCAUCUGGCUGCGGGUUGCGCCGACGGAUCGAUUGUUAUCUUGUCCACGGCGGAUAAUGAUCUGAAGUAUCUGCGUACUAUGCGCCCGUCUACGAAGAGGUCCAGAGUGCUUAGCGUGACUUUCCAGAACCGUUAUACCCUUGUCGCGGGAUAUGCGGAUAGUUCGAUUCGGUUGUACGAUAUUCGGAGUGGUCAGCUUCUGCGCACGAUAUCCCUGGGUAAGGGACCUGCUGGGGGAACGAAGGAGUUGCUUGUCUGGUCGGUUAAGUGUCUGCCUGAUGGGACGAUUGUCUCGGGUGACUCGGCUGGUGAAAUUCGCUUCUGGGAUGCUAAGAACUAUGCCCUUAUUCAGCGUCUGCAGGGCCAUUUGGCGGAUACGUUGGAUAUCGCUGUGAGCGCGAAGGGUGAUACUGUUGUCAGUGGUGGUGCCGAUCAGAGGACGGUCGUGUAUAGGAAGAAGGAGGGUGAGAAGGGUGACAAGAAGGCUAGAUGGACUGAGGUCAUGCAUCGUCGCUACCACACUCACGAUGUGAAGACCUUCGCUGUGUACGAGACCAGGGAUAUCAGUAUCGCCGUGUCUGGAGGACCUGACGCUGCACCGGUUGUCCUGCCCCUGCGCGAAUUCGGAAAGGAGCACCACAGAAAGCUCUCCAGCUUGCCCCAAAUACCCCAACUUGCAUCUUCCCCUGCGUCUAGGCUCGUGAUGAGUUUCUGGGAUAGGGAGGUCAGUAUCUGGCGUUUGCACCGUGGUCCUGCGACGCACGAGAAUGCCGAUGGUCAGCGUCAUCGCUUGGUCGGCAAGGUUCUCAUCCAGGGCGAAGAAAACAUCACAUCUGCUAUGCUCUCCGCAGACGGAAAGAUCCUCGUCGUUGCCACGAUAUCCACCAUCAAGCUGUUCUCCGUGCGCCGCCGCAAGGGCGAUGAGAAGGGAACUCUCCGCAUACAGAAGUUGGACGUGCCGAAGGCUCUUGCGGAGGACGGUGCUCGGGUCGUGACUGUCGCUCCCAACGGCCAGUGGGUUUGCGUUGUUCGUCCCAACAGUGCUAUGUACCUGGCUCGCAUCAAGCCGGCCUCCACCGCGCAAGAGAAGCCUCACAUUCACGCCCAGCUCGUCAAGCUGAACAGAGCUACUCGUCACACUCGAUUCGAGAAGGCCUCGCACGGUACCUUGGGCGAGUACGAGAGAUCAGUGCGAUGCGUCGUAUUCUCCGACGACAGCAAGGUCCUGGCAUCCGGUGAUCUCUCCGGCUGUGUCGAUACCUGGGCGCUCCAGAACGCAGAGGAUACCCCCAAGAAGCGCAACAAUGCCGCCGGCUCAGACGACGAAUCUUCCGAUGACGAAGACCAGCCCGUGAUCGAGGGUGAGCGCUGGACCCAUGCCGCCGGAGAGUCCCCCAUCCCCCGUCUCAAGUCCGGAGUUGUCCUCCUGUCCUUCCGCCCCCCCAACCCAUCCAAGACGAAACUCCUCCUAAACGGAGUCGCAAAGGGCGAGCACCGCCUGAUGGCCCUCACAAGCGAGCACCAGCUCGUAGAGUUCGACGCCGUCGAAGGCAAGCUAUCCGACUGGUCCCGGAGAAACCCGAAGGCCUUCCUCCCCGAAGAGUUCCGCGGCGUCAAAGACCGCGCCAUGGGCUGUGUCUGGGACCUAUCCGCCGCCCGCGAACGCCUAUGGCUCUACGGCACCUCCUGGCUGUGGAUGUUCGACCUCAACCAGGACUUCCCCUCCCCCGAGGAACUGAACGCCUCCGCAGACAACCACGAAGACGAGAACGCCUCCACACAAACCUCCAAGAAAUCCGCCGCGCAAAAGCGCAAACGCAACCCCUUCGAGGAGGAAGAGAACGCCCGCAAGAAGCCCAACAGCGGUGCCGGUGACAGGAUACCCCUCGCCCAGUCCGACCUGUUCUUCGCAGCCAAGAUGCGCAAGAUCGUCGGCAGCGACGAAGGCCAAGGCGAGUGGAUGUCCCUGGACAAGGAACGUCCUCGCGCCCCCGACGCCGACGAUGAAGCAUACGACUACGACGAAGCAUACACGGCCAACAACGACGUCGCUCUGGCCCGUCUCCGCAGAGAAAGACAAUUCAUCGAAACCAGCACCCCCCUGAAACGCGUCUCCAUCGGUGGAAAGCAGGAUAAACUCCUCCUCGGUGGUGACGUCGAAAGCCCCUCCGCCCAGAAACAACUCGUCCCUGCUUCAGCCGACUCCAAAUCCAACCAGCAGCAGCAGCAGUCCUCCCGCCGCUGGUGGCACACCUACAAGUACCGUGAUCUCUUGGGUAUCGUGCCCCUGGGCUCGGAUGAUGCCGAUGAUGUCGAAGGUGAUAGCGACAAUCAUUUCUUGGAGGUCGCUGUCGUCGAAAGACCCAUGUGGGAUGUCGAUUUGCCGGGUCGUUAUGUCCGGGACUACGCUUAG
Messenger RNA from Aspergillus tubingensis, 2883 nucleotides. It is a transcript of the gene ura7, whose product is annotated as small subunit rRNA maturation protein UTP4. Gene Ontology annotation, cellular component: small-subunit processome; 90S preribosome; t-UTP complex. Gene Ontology annotation, molecular function: protein binding; RNA binding. The record is from RefSeq and is a predicted model, not a curated record. Gene Ontology annotation, biological process: maturation of SSU-rRNA from tricistronic rRNA transcript (SSU-rRNA, 5.8S rRNA, LSU-rRNA). NCBI's taxonomy places the organism in Eukaryota, Fungi, Ascomycota, Eurotiomycetes, Eurotiales, Aspergillaceae. Bases 1 to 2883 code for a protein of 960 amino acids. The transcript has 3 exons.